Molecule: messenger RNA, 1259 nt
Organism: Balaenoptera acutorostrata (minke whale)
Lineage: Eukaryota; Metazoa; Chordata; Mammalia; Artiodactyla; Balaenopteridae
Gene: THPO
Product: thrombopoietin
Exons: 4
Coding region: 184-948 (254 amino acids)
Biological process (GO): positive regulation of hematopoietic stem cell proliferation; positive regulation of ERK1 and ERK2 cascade; thrombopoietin-mediated signaling pathway
Cellular component (GO): extracellular region
Molecular function (GO): hormone activity; cytokine activity
Source: RefSeq, a predicted model, not a curated record
CAUGCUUCUCCUAACUGCAAGACUAACCCUGUCCAGCCCGGCUCCUCCUGCCUGUGACCCCCGACUCCUAAAUAAACUGCUUCGUGACUCCCAUGUCCUUCACAGCAGACUGAGCCAGUGCCCAGACGUUAACCCUUUGUCCACACCCGUCCGGCUGCCUGCUGUGGACUUCAGCUUGGGAGAAUGGAAAACCCAGACAGAGCAGACCAAGGCACAGGACGUUCUGGGAGCCGCGACCCUUCUGCUGGAGGCAGUGAUGGCAGCGCGGGGACAACUGGGACCCACUUGCCUCUCAUCCCUAUUGGUGCAGCUUUCUGGACAGGUCCGCCUCCUCCUUGGGGCCCUGCAGGGCCUCCUAGGAACCCAGCUUUCUGCACAGGGCAGGACCACAGCUCACAAGGAUCCCAGUGCCAUCUUCCUGAGCUUCCAACGACUGCUCCGAGGAAAGGUGCGUUUCCUGCUGCUUGUAGUGGGACCCACCCUCUGUGCCAAGCGGGCCCCACCUACCACAGCUGUCCCGGGGAACACCUCUCCAUUCCUCACACUGAACAAGCUCCCAAACAGGACUUCUGGAUUGUUGGAGACAAGCUCCAGUGUCUCAGCCAGAACUACUGGCUCUGGACUUCUGAACAGGCUGCAGGGAUUCAGAGCCAAGAUUCCUGGUCUGCUGAACCAAACCUCCAGGUCCCUAGACCAAAUCCCUGGACACCUGAACAGGACACAUGGACCCCUGAGUGGAAUUCACGGACUCUUUCCUGGACCCACACCCAGGGCCCUAAGAGCCCCGGAUAUUCCUCCGGAAACUUCAGACAUGGACUCCCUGCCACCCUACCUCCAGCCUGUAGAGUCUCCUUCCCCAGCCCAUCCUCCUCCUGGACAGUACACACUCUUCUCUCCUUCACCAACCUUGCCCAUCCCCACGGUCCAGCUCCAACCCCUGCUUCCUGACCCCUCUGCUAUCACACCCAACUCUACCAGUCGUGUUCUAGUUGCAGCCCACCCUCACUUCCGGAAUCUGUCUCAGGAAGAGUAAGGUACUCAGGCACUGCCGACAUCAGCAUCGCCUCCCAAGUACAAUCCCCUUACUCGGAGGAGAGGCCCUGGGAGACAACUGCAGCUAUACAGGCAUACCUCAUUUUACUGCGCUUCAUUUUAUUAUCCUUUACAGAUACUGCAUUUUUUACAAAUUGAAGGUUUGUGGCAACCCUGUGUUGUCAGAUGAUGGUUAGCAUUUUUUAACAAUAAAGUAUUUUUGAACG